CAUUCGGUACGAAAUGUUCGCUCAUGUGGUAAAAAUUGUGCCUCUUGUAAUAAUUGCGUGUCAUUUGGUUCGGUGCCAAAGUGGGUCGAAUAUUUUAGUUAACAUCCAAGAUCUGGGAGUAGUUCGAGGCUCAACAGGUUACACGGCACGCACCAAUCAGUCGUUUGCUAGCUUCUACAACAUUCCUUAUGCCGAACCACCAACCGGAGCGAGAAGAUUCAAGGCGCCGGUUCGAAUUUCGCCAUGGAGCGCUGUUCGAGAUGUGACUCAACCCGGCAUAGAGUGUCCCCAGCCAGCUGAUGGACACAAUCAGAACAUCGAAGAUUGUCUCAGCUUAUCUGUCUUCUCGAAAAACACCGCCGGCAGUUUCCCGGUGAUGGUGUACGUCCAUGGGGGCGGCUUUUAUCUCGGAUCAGCGGCAGAGUAUCCUCCGCACUAUCUACUAGAGCGUGACAUAGUGCUGGUUGUCAUUCAGUACCGAUUAGGUCCGUUCGGAUUCUUAUCAACGUUAAGUGAAACAAUCCCCGGAAAUGCUGGCAUGUUAGACAUCAUAAUGGCCGUUGAAUGGGUACGAAACCAUAUCGCCGAUUUUGGUGGGAAUCCUCAACGCAUAACUCUUUUCGGUCAAUCUGCCGGUGCGGCGGCUAUCUCCGGAUUACUUUACAGUCCUCUAGUUCCAACAAAUUUAUUCGAUCAGGUGAUCCUACAGUCCGGUGGAUCAAUGGCCAAUUGGGCGGUCGUUCCCAAUCCGGUGGAAAAUGCGAAAAACAUUGCUAAACUUGUAGGGUGCGAUGUGGAUGCCCCUUUAACAGCAAUCGAACAGUGUCUCAUGGAAGCGAGCACACAUUCGCUUGUCGGUGCAACAUUACCACAUGUGUACAACAUAUUUAUCGAUGGCAUGGAAGAUAUAAGCGGAAUGGGAAUGGUUGUUGGAGGACCAUCAGGCUUCCUAGAGCGUACUCCGUACCAGAAUGCUCGCCAAGGAGCUAUGCGUCGCGAUGUUCGAAUGAUGGGUGGAGUCACCAAACAGGAUGGUUCUUUUCUGCUCAAUAGUUUCUACGACCACUUGGUAGCUUCUGGCCGCGUCAACGAUUCAAUGUACGUUCAAUUCGAACUGAUCGAUACCAUGAACCGUAUUAUGCAGUUGGACGAAAAUUCCGGCGCACUGCUAGCCUUCGAAAUAGACACACUGUUCAGUGAAAGCGACCUAUACAGUGGGAACUUUACACGAAUGGCUAAAGGUUUGAUCGACAUUGCCGGAGCGAUUGCGCUGAAAGGUCCAGUACUGAGAGACAUACAAGCGAAUGUUAGAAUCAGCGAGAAAGAAACUUACUUGUACACCUUCGACUAUGCAGGAGAGCACACACGUUUUGGAUAUGGAAAGGAUACUUCGCGCUAUCCGUACAGUGGAGGCGUUCAUCAUUCGGAUGAAAAUAUUUACCUGUUCCCGUUUCCGGAGGAAAUGGCCAACUUAAACGAAGCCGAUACUGAAAUGUCGGAAAUAAUGCUUGAUUUGUGGACAUCCUUUGCGAGCAAUGGAGUUCCGUUUUCGAAUAAUACUCCACCAUGGCAACCGGUUGAAAGUUUAUUUGGACCCUACAUGCACAUUGACGCACCGGCUAGCAUCGGGCAGAAUUUCUAUCGUGAACUGUCGACUACUGUUAGAUCAAAUGCGUUCAGUAAUCUGGGAAAAUUCGCAUUGAUAGUCUGCUCAAGUUUAACGGUCAUUCUGUUGCGCGUUUAAAAUUAAUCUAAGAAUGGCAGUCCACAAGCUAGUCAACUGUUUUAACAGCUUAGAUUGAAUAAGAAUUAGUAACAUUACAUUUAGUCAGUGACGCACUUUUCGUUAGUAUUUUAUACAGCUGAGAGUUUAUACAGUAAUAUAUUUUUUUAAGUCGCAAGUAAUACAGUCAAAUUUCGUUAAUUGCACUAAACUUACCGCCGAUUUUGGCAAAAACCUUAAUUAAUUAAGCUGAGCUGUUUUCACUAACAGUUCAAGUGUUGUUCAUGUCAUCUUUUGGCUUAAUCAGAUCAGCCCGGCUAACGAAAGAUUUUUUCAAAAUCGACGAUAAGCUCAGUGCUAUAAACGAAAUUUGACUGUAUAUGGAUCCAUUUAUUGUAAGCGUUUCGGAAGCUUUAAAGCUUAAUUUAAAAAAACGUGUAUUAUCAAUCGUGAAUGAAAAAAAUUUUUAGAUU
Molecule: messenger RNA, 2196 nt
Organism: Sabethes cyaneus
Lineage: Eukaryota; Metazoa; Arthropoda; Insecta; Diptera; Culicidae
Product: glutactin-like
Exons: 5
Coding region: 14-1744 (576 amino acids)
Source: RefSeq, a predicted model, not a curated record